AAAAUUUUACUUAAAUAAAGUGUGAAAAAGUAAAUACAACUUUAGUUUGCAAAUGAAUUUAUUUAAAAAAAAUAAAAUAAAAACAAAUAAAAUUUUUUUUCUAAAAUAAAUAAAACUUGAGUUAAACUCUCUAACUAAACUUAAGAAAAUUCUUUAUAUAUAAAAGAAUAUUACAAAACAAAAUUUGUACGCAGUUUAAAAAUUAACGUCGUUUUAAAAACAACUUACAAAAUUUAAAAAACUAAAUUAAAAAAAUAAAAAAAAACUUUGUGUUAAAAAUAUUGAAAACAUAAAUAUCCUUCAAAACGGCUACUUUAAACUUAUUAACACAAAACCGUUUUUGUAUUUAUCAAAAUAACAGAUUUUGUUAACGAUAAAUGGAGAAAAUUGAACAACAAUUUUAUAUGAGUUCUUCCUUCUUCCUCCAUGAGUAUCCUGAGAGUUUUAUGUGCCUGAUCAACAAGAUGCUGUUAAAAGUUGAGAAUACUCUAUUGCGUAGUCAUCGUCAGCGAGAGACCACCGGUAUUAAGAAACUCUACAAUUCGUUUUUUGUAUUGUUUUAAUUGGUUUGUGGUAAGAACAAAUUUACCUCCGUCUCUUUGUUGCCGGUCAAAAAAAAAAAAAAAAAAAUAAUAAUUUUGUAUUAAACUUUUUAAAUCAAAUAAUCAUAAAGAAAUAAUUAUAAAACUAAACAAAA
Messenger RNA from Lucilia cuprina (Australian sheep blowfly), 697 nucleotides. RefSeq lists its product as uncharacterized. Lineage: Eukaryota; Metazoa; Arthropoda; Insecta; Diptera; Calliphoridae. The coding region runs from base 378 to 563 and encodes 61 amino acids. The record is from RefSeq and is a predicted model, not a curated record. The transcript has a single exon.